This is a messenger RNA of Dentiscutata erythropus, 138 nucleotides long. The record is from the annotation of a GenBank genome assembly. NCBI's taxonomy places the organism in Eukaryota, Fungi, Glomeromycota, Glomeromycetes, Diversisporales, Gigasporaceae.
AACGAAGAUAAUUGGAAAGGUAAUAAACAAAAAGAACAUAAUACAUAUUUGAAAACUCUAGGUGUAAUAGUAGCAACUGGCUCGAACGAAGAACGAUCAUUAGGAACUUCUGUUCUAAAUAACUUUACAGUUAAGUGA